Messenger RNA from Symbiodinium sp. CCMP2456, 311 nucleotides. The record is from the annotation of a GenBank genome assembly. NCBI's taxonomy places the organism in Eukaryota, Dinophyceae, Suessiales, Symbiodiniaceae.
GUGCAUCUUUUCCUGUAUGACACAGCCGGGCAAGAGCGAUUUGCAGACAUGGCGGCGAGCUACUACCGUGUGGCGGAGGUUUGCCUUCUCUGCUUUGACAUGUCCGACGUGUCGACCUUCGAUCGGACGCAAUUUUGGAUGAAGAGGGUCACCGAUCACAAUCCGAAGUGCCUUUUCAUUCUAGUUGGCACCAAAGAGGACCUCCUGACGCAGGAGCAGUCUGGCUCCAUGGAGCCCAUCUCCCACUGGGCCGAGGAGGCCGGCAUUCCGUUCUUCCCGACCAGCGCCCUGAAAGGUGGGGAGCAUAUCAG